Messenger RNA from Ananas comosus (pineapple), 1539 nucleotides. Its product is annotated as dehydration-responsive element-binding protein 2A-like. Gene Ontology annotation, biological process: response to stress; positive regulation of DNA-templated transcription. The transcript is spliced from 4 exons. Gene Ontology annotation, cellular component: nucleus. NCBI's taxonomy places the organism in Eukaryota, Viridiplantae, Streptophyta, Magnoliopsida, Poales, Bromeliaceae. Bases 185 to 1210 code for a protein of 341 amino acids. Gene Ontology annotation, molecular function: transcription cis-regulatory region binding; DNA-binding transcription factor activity. The record is from RefSeq and is a predicted model, not a curated record.
GGAUUUGUGCGUCCCUUGGUACCCAAGAAAAAGAGAGCCGCGCUAUAAGAAUCGAUCGAAAGCGAUAAAGAGUCAGAAAAAAAAAAAGGAAAAGAGGAGAAAACCCUAGAAAGAGAAAACCCUAGAGACCGAAGAGGUAUCGAAAGAAAAGAGAUCGAAGGGAGCUCGGAGAGAGAGAGAUCAAAUGGUGGAAGCCGAUCAAAGAAGAGGAUUCGAGAUGUACGAGCAGGAAAGAUCACGGGUUUAUUUGGAUGGACAAGAAAGUAAACAAGGUUUCUUGCAUGUGGAAAAUACAGUCAAGAACAUCGACAGCAGUCAGGAUGGGAGUUGUUGGUCGCAUCGGGUCAGUAGGAAAAAAAGACCACGAAGAACACGAGAAGGCCCAAAUUCUGUUUUGGAAACUAUUAAGAAGUGGAAGCAGCAAAAUUGCCAAGAGGCAUACAGACGAAUUAAAAAAGCACCAGCAAAGGGCUCAAAGAAAGGCUGCAUGCGAGGAAAAGGAGGUCCAGAUAAUUCAUCAUGUUUGUACCGUGGAGUAAGGCAACGAACAUGGGGCAAGUGGGUUGCAGAGAUCCGAGAACCUAACAGAGGUAGCCGACUCUGGCUUGGAACUUUCCCAACUGCUGAGUUGGCAGCUCGGGCUUACGAUGAAGCUGCUAGGGCUAUGUAUGGUUCCCUUGCCCGAGUUAAUUUUGAAGGAAAUGCAAAAGAGGAUUCUUGUGAAUCUACAACUACGUCCCAGCAUGAAUCAGCUGCUAAAGAACAAAAUACGGAGGUUUCAAGUCCUGAUAAAGCUAAUCUGAGAGCGCCGAAGGUGGAGUCAGUUGAUGAAUUCAAGAGUCAAUCGCCUGUUGUCGCGGUAGCAGAAGAUAAGGUGAAGGAAGAAGGAAGUGAGGAUGUGUUCGGUCUCUUGGAGCCAAUAGAGAAUCUGUUGCCUGGUGACAACAAUAUCAACUUCGAUUGUUUCAAUAUUGAUGAGAUACUGGGGAUGAUCGAUGCGGAGCCAAUGAGAGACGGAAUUGGUCUCACUACCAGUGAACUCGGCCAAGAGGGUAUAGAUGGUAAUAUCCAGUACAUUGAUCCUUCGGCUUUUGCUUUUCCAAUGGAGUUCCCAUCCGACGCUGCUGCAUGGGAUUUCUCCGCCCAGUUGGAGAGGGAGUUGGAGGCGGCGCUUGUGCAGGAGCAAGAUCAGGGAUUUGCAGAUGGCUAGAUUUAGUUGCCUUUGUUAGGAGAUUACUAACAGUUCUUUGAACCGGCCGCUGGGGCUGGUGCUUAUUACAUUUUUGAAUGUUCGAAACAGAAACUCUUUUUACACUGAUGGGAGCUUUGUUUUUUCAUUCUUUUUUCUCCGUCUGUAAAAUAUUGUUGAACAGAGCGGUGUGUGCAUAGUUAGAAGUGUACAGUCACACAGGUAAAAAGAACACAAACAAAUACUGUAAUUUUGAUACGAACCUGAGUAGUUGUCUGCGCCUAGAUUGUUUCUGUGUUAUAGUUUAAAAAGAGCGCCUGUGAAUAAUAAAUACUAAUUUUUGGUGCGAA